Molecule: messenger RNA, 4480 nt
Organism: Oryctolagus cuniculus (rabbit)
Lineage: Eukaryota; Metazoa; Chordata; Mammalia; Lagomorpha; Leporidae
Gene: ZIC5
Product: Zic family zinc finger 5
Biological process (GO): regulation of transcription by RNA polymerase II
Cellular component (GO): nucleus
Molecular function (GO): RNA polymerase II cis-regulatory region sequence-specific DNA binding; DNA-binding transcription factor activity, RNA polymerase II-specific
Source: RefSeq, a predicted model, not a curated record
CCCUCCAAUCCCACCCGUGCCAUUUCCAAACUCGCGGUCCCACUGUGCAGCUCCAGUGUGGUGUUCACUCUGCCAAUCGCUGGAGGACAGAGUGGCAACAAGAGUAAGCAGAGUUAGGAGGCCAGGACAAAAGAAGUUAAAGAGCCCCUAAUAUAUACAUGUUUUUGAAGGCGGGCAGAAGGGAAAAAAGUGCCCCCAGUGAGGGUCUAUGGGCCUGACUGUGUAGUUCUGAUGGAGCCCCCUUUGAGCAAGAGGAACCCGCCAGCGCUGAGGUUAGCGGAUUUGGCAACGGCUCAGGCCCAGCCGCUUCAGAACAUGACAGUCUUCCCGGCGCUGGUCCGCGCGCCCGCCCACUCCCAACGCCGUGCCGCCGCGCACCUCCGCCCGCUGGACCUGGGCGCUGACCCCGGCGUGGCCGCCACUCCGCUCGGACCUGAGCACAUGGCCCAGACGAGCGCGCUGGGCCUCGGCCCUUCCGCCCAGGCGCUCCCGGUGCAGCCCGAAGCUCCGGCGGCCGUCGCCCGCUCAGCAGCCUCGAUCCCGCACCCCGGCCGCGGGGGCAGCAGUGGCGCGCAGCUCUCCGCGCCCCCGCCCCCAGCCCCUCCUCUUCCUCCCUCCCCGUCGCCCCCUCCCCCUUCCCCUUCCCCUCCCCCGCCUCCUCCUCCUCCUCCUCCUCCUUCUGCCCUCUCGGGCUACACCACCACCAACAGUGGCGGCGGCGGCAGCAGCGGCAAAGGCCACAGCAGGGACUUCGUCCUCCGGAGGGACCUUUCCGCCACGGCCCCCGCGGCGGCCAUGCACGGGGCCCCGCUCGGAGGGGAGCAGCGGUCCGGCACCAGCUCCCCCCAGCACCCGGCCCCGCCUCCCCACUCGGCCGGCAUGUUCAUCUCGGCCAGCGGCACCUACGCGGGCCCGGAAGGCGGCGGCGGCGGCCCGGCGCUCUUCCCCGCGCUGCACGACGCGCCGGGGGCCCCCGGCGGCCACCCACACCCACUCAACGGCCAGAUGCGUCUUGGGCUGGCGGCGGCGGCCGCGGCGGCUGCGGCAGCCGAGCUGUACGGCCGCGCCGAGCCACCUUUCGCGCCGCGCUCGGGGGACGCGCACUACGGGGCGGUGGCGGCCGCGGCCGCCGCGGCCCUGCACGGCUACGGAGCCGUGAACUUAAACCUGAACCUGGCGGCGGCCGCGGCCGCGGCGGCGGCCGGGACUGGGCCCCACCUGCAGCACCACGCGCCGCCCCCGGCGCCUCCGCCGCCGCCGGCGUCCGCGCAGCACCCGCACCAGCACCACCCCCACCUCCCAGGGGCAGCCGGGGCCUUCCUGCGCUAUAUGCGGCAGCCAAUCAAGCAGGAACUCAUCUGCAAGUGGAUCGACCCGGAGGAGCUGGCCGGGCCGCCGCCGCCGCCGCCGCCACCGCCACCGCCCCCGGCCGGCGGCGCCAAGCCCUGCUCCAAAACUUUCGGCACCAUGCACGAGCUGGUGAACCACGUCACGGUGGAGCACGUGGGAGGCCCCGAGCAGAGCAGCCACGUCUGCUUCUGGGAGGACUGUCCGCGCGAGGGCAAGCCCUUCAAGGCCAAAUACAAGCUCAUCAACCACAUCCGCGUGCACACCGGCGAGAAGCCCUUCCCCUGCCCCUUCCCGGGCUGCGGCAAGGUCUUCGCGCGCUCGGAGAACCUCAAGAUCCACAAGCGCACUCAUACAGGGGAAAAGCCUUUCAAAUGUGAAUUUGAUGGCUGCGACCGGAAGUUUGCCAACAGCAGCGAUAGAAAGAAACACUCCCACGUGCACACCAGCGACAAGCCCUACUACUGCAAGAUUCGAGGUUGUGAUAAAUCCUACACUCACCCCAGCUCCCUGCGGAAGCACAUGAAGAUUCACUGCAAGUCCCCGCCACCUUCCCCGGGAGCCCUUGGCUACUCUGCGGUGGGGACUCCAGUGGGUGCCCCCUUGUCCCCUGUGCUGGACCCAGCCAGGAGCCGCUCCAGCACUCUGUCCCCUCAGGUGACCAACCUCAAUGAGUGGUAUGUUUGCCAGGCCAGCGGGGCCCCCACCCACCUCCACACACCUUCCAGCAACGGAACCACCUCCGAGUCUGAAGACGAGGAAAUGUAUGGGAACCCUGAAGUUGUGCGGACGAUACAUUAGAGUUUAUUAUUAUGAUCAAUAAUAAGUGAGAUAAUAACAGGGAGUCCUUGGACCAUAUCCUAACCUGAGACAAAGCUGUGACUCAGACCGGGUCUAAUUAGCCCUAUUUAUUCACUAGGAAACCCUAUGGUGUUUGUACAUUUAAUUAAUUUAAUUAAGAUAUUUGGGCUUUUUGUUUUUUCUCCUUCUUAAAAAACAAACAGAAAAACAACCAAGCUGGACUUGUACAUUGCAGGGGGAAAGGGCUGGGGGCAAACUGUACCAAGGAAGAUGGAGAGAUUAAUCGAGAUACACACUGCCGAUGCUGUAUGUCUGUCUGUCUACCUAUAUAUGUAUGUUUAAAGGAGGAGAAAACAAGCAUUAAGUUAGAACUUAACACAGCCACCAGGCCCUCUUGUGUUUCCCAGAGUGCCUCUAGAAUGCCUUUGACACUACCAUGUAGGCUGCUUUUGAGCCUCCUCGUUGGGCCCUAAUUCUACAAAGGCCUCUUGAUUGUAAAACACACACUUGCUGCAUUGCCAACAGAUCCUGGACUGUGCCUGUGUCCAGAAAUAUUUGUAAAAGCCCUUUCAGUUCUAAUAUUUAUGAUUUUUUUUUAAAUGUCCACUUUUUUUUUUUUUUUUUUACCAAUCUCAUUCUAGUGUGAUAUUUUUAUACGGGAUUAUUUGUUCAGUACCCUACUUGUGUGACUUCAGAAAGAAGACGCGGCAACCUGGUAUCUCUUCAUCUGUUGUUACUGUGAUUGUUGAAGCAAAAGUGGAGAGAAAAAAAGCUGCUGCCAUAGACCACCUGUGAAACUGUGAUAUUUUAUAAAACAAGAAAUCCAAGUGCUUUCUUUUUCCUCUAUGGUGGGUUUUUUUUUUUUUUUUAAUCUGAAAUCUCAGAUGCUGCCUCCUUACUAUGUCCAAACUUCUUGUGUAAUAAAGAGAUUUCUUUUCGAUCAAAACUUUGGGAUGCCGACAUUCACAGCAAGGUCUGAGGAGAUGUGAUGAUGGCAUCGUGCCUAUGUUUUUGAAAAGCUGUUUCAAAAACAGGCCAACUACUCUUUUAUACUGUUGUAUCAACAUUUUUAAAGUCUUUAUUUUUCAAAGCCUAAAGCUGCAUUUUCUCCACCCGAGCACUGAGCACACAGAAGUCUACUCCAUUUGAAAAUGACAGUGUGUGAAGUGUAGGAUGUGCACGGAAAGGGGAGGGGGGUUGUUAUACAUAUUAAAAUUUUUAAAAGGUUUAUAGUUACCAGCAAACACUGAUGAAUGUGUGACCUUUGCCAGAUCUGUCAAGGGAGAAUCAGAAAGGUCAAGGACCCAGGACAGUGACUCGUAGUCAAUUUAUUUUCGGUUGGUACAACACAUCUCCUGUGCAAAAUGUAGUCCAUCAGAAGCAUCAUACAAAUAUACUAAAGAGCACUAAUUUACCCUCAGAGACCCUGAAGACAGCCCCCUCCCCCAGGGUUUGUAGAAAUUUGUUUUGUGUGCUGUGAGUGGUUGAUGUAGUCUUGUCAUUGUUAAUAACUUGUAUGUGAACACUUUUAUUUGUACAGUUGAAUUAAUUUAUUUUUAGACAUCAUCUUUUUUUUCCUGGAAGAGUUCAAAACACACCAAAGAAUUAUAUUAUACAUUUUGGUGAAAGAUUGUCAUUUAUGAUCCAUGAUUUAUUUAAACAAAACAAAAAGAGGAAAGAAAAUGGAAAGAUAUAUUUUUAAGCUUACUUGAAUGAACAGCGUAAUGUGAAAACCAAGUCUCUUCCUGCAUGUCUUUUUUGCAUUGUGUUGAACAAGAUGAUAUAUAUAUAUAUAUUCUAGAGUUCAUAGAUCUGUUGCUAGUACAGAGCAUGGUGCUGUCAUUUGGAAAGCCUUCCAAUGUUGUCUUCAGACUGUAACAGUGAUGAUGAAACAUGCAGACCCUCCUUUAAUGCAGAAAAGGACCAUAAAACUUGAAUAUAAAGUCAUUCUACAUUUCUAAAGUUCAUUUGCUGUUUGUAUUACUCAAUUUCAAAGCCCUUUCAAAUAGGAAAGAUAAGGUAUGGAUGGGGGGGAUAAUUUAUUGUAAACUUAUUCGGACAAAAUAUUCCUGAUGUAUAAUGAGUUGUUUUAUUUAUACAACUUUUUCGAUGGUAGUUUGCACUAUUCUUUAUUAUGCUACAGGUUUAUUUAUUAUGAAACAAAGGAAUAUGUAUUUUAUGUAUUUUGCCAUGCAUAGGUUAACUCUUUGCCACAGAUUUAUUGGUUCCUGAUACACCUGAAAUAAAAACUUAAAAUGUGUACCUCCAAUAGAAAGAAAACAAGAAUGAUUAUGAAGUGACAAAUCUAAUAAAGGUAUUCUUCCUAUGUAUU